Molecule: messenger RNA, 2777 nt
Organism: Ornithorhynchus anatinus (platypus)
Lineage: Eukaryota; Metazoa; Chordata; Mammalia; Monotremata; Ornithorhynchidae
Product: F-box only protein 44
Exons: 7
Coding region: 279-1064 (261 amino acids)
Biological process (GO): glycoprotein catabolic process; SCF-dependent proteasomal ubiquitin-dependent protein catabolic process
Cellular component (GO): SCF ubiquitin ligase complex; cytoplasm
Molecular function (GO): ubiquitin protein ligase activity; protein binding
Source: RefSeq, a predicted model, not a curated record
CCCCCCCUCCCAGGUCAGGGGCGGAGAGUAUGACGUAGGGAACAGAAGGGGACCCCCCCCCCGAGCGAAGGCCGGAGAGUAGGACGUAGAGAGCAGCGGAGAGCACAACGGCGGAGCGGAGCUGGCCGCGGGACAGAAGCUCUUCAGGGGAAGUGAAGUUAACCUGAGUGGUUUCGGAAGCCUGCUUUUAGCCGUGUCGCUGAUUUCGAAGAACCACUUCAAGGCCAGGGACCACGUCUAAUUCCCACCUGGUUCCCCUCUCCACGGCCGGAGUGGAGAUGACCACCAUCAACGAGCUUCCCGAGAACAUCCUCCUGGAGCUGUUCUCCUUGGUCCCGGCGCGGGAGCUGCUGCUCCGCUGCCGGCCCGUGUGCAGCCUGUGGCGGGACGUCAUCGACCUGCCGUCCCUCUGGAAGCGCAAGUGCCAGCGCGAGGGCUUCAUCUCCGACCGCUGGGACCGGCCCGUCGCCGACUGGAAGAUCUUCUACUUCCUCUGCAGCCUCAAGAAGAACCUGAUCCGCAAUCCCUGUGCCGAAGAGGGGUUUGAAUUUUGGACGCUUGAUGUAAACGGAGGAGAUGAGUGGAAGGUGGAGGACCUGCCUGGAGAGCAUGGGAGAAUAUUUCCCAAUGCCCAAGUGAAGAAAUACUUCGUCACCUCCUACUACACGUGCCUCAAGUCUCAGCUGGUUGACCUGAAAGCAGAAGGCUACUGGGAGGAGCUGAUGGACAACACCAAGCCGGACAUCGUGGUCAAAGACUGGUUCGCGGCGAGACCCGACUGUGGCUGCAAGUACCAGGUCUGCGUGCAGCUGCUCUCUUCCGGGCACGUGCCCCUGGGCACCUUCCAGCCGGAUCCUGUCGCCGUCCAGCAGUGGAGUGACGCCAAGUGGAGAGAGGUCUCCCACACGUUCUCCAAUUACCCCUCUGGCGUCCGGUACAUCUGGUUCCAGCACGGAGGAGUAGACACAAACUACUGGACCGGAUGGUACGGCCCCCGCGUCACCAACAGCAGCAUCACCAUCGGCCCCGAGCCGACCCGAUGCCCAACGCGUCUCGAACGGUAAAUCGCCGGGACGGGGACCCGGCGGCGUCUCGCCGCUCGCUGGGUUCCCAUCGGCGAAGCUUCGAAGCGACGGUGGUUCCUCCCUCUCUUCCUCCUCCUGUUUCCCUGUUAGAGCUGAGCCUCCGCAGAGCUUCGUUAUCCCGGCGGGCGGGGAGGGAACGCCGUCCCCCCGGAUGGCGGGUCGGCCUCUCCCAGUUCGUUGCAGCCCAGGGGAUCCGUAGGUCCCCCGUGUCCUUCGCUUCUCCUCCCCGCGCCCCCUGCUCUCCCAACCGAUCUCUCUUAGGCGCCCCACGAGGAGCUGGAAAAGAGAGGAGAUGAGAAAGCUCAAACCAGCCCCUUCUGCUCCUUGGACGCACCUCUUGAGAAGUUUGACGGCAGAGGAUGCGGAAGCUAACAACUAAAAUGGUUCAUGGGUCGGGUGGCCAUUCAUCCCGUUUAUUCAUUCAUUCAGUCGUAUGUAUUGGGCGCUUCCUGUGUGCAGAGCACUGUACUAAGCGCUUGGAAGGUACAAUUCGGCGACAGAUAGAGACAGUCCCUACCCAACAACGGGUUUGUGCCAGACGGUCUGGGUUUCAGCGGGUCUGUCCCCUGACCGGUACUGCUUUGGGGACUGGGAGGAUCAGUAAAGGGGCGUCUGGUCUCGAGGGCUGGCAGCAGCCACCCUAGCCGUGAGGAUGAUCCGGGGGUCCCGUUUAUCCAUGCUGCCGUUUCCCCACUAGCCAGGAUCUCUGGGGGCAAAGGAUGACCGUGUUUGUCACCCUUUCUGAUGCCGCCCCUUCUCUCGGGCCUGCUGGUGGGGUUGGGCUGGCUCCAGAAGCGGGGAAGACCCUAGCUACGUAGUUUCCACGUGCUCAGGGCCCAAGGGCCCCCGAGGACAAACCCUCGGGAAGAAGCAGCCCUAAUUAUUUGAAGGGAGCAAUAGAAUUCCACCUCCUGGUAGGACAUCCCUACCGUCCGUGGGCUCGGCCUCGCUUCCUCUGACACUCCCAUCCUCUGCCCCGGCUGUCUCAGUUUCCCUUCAUCCCAGCCUUUCCCUUGGGAGUAUUCAUUCAUUUCCUCAUUCAGUCAAUCGAUCGUAUUUAUUGAGCACAUUCUGUGCGCAGAGCUCUGUACCAAGCGGUUGGGAGAGUACAAUAUAGCAAUAAACAGGUAUAUUUCCGCGUAGCCGGGGCAGCCGGAGGGACCGGACCCCCACCUCCCGGCCCGAGGUUCGGAUCCCGUGGUCAUUCCUCCCCGUCUCCACUAUUAGAUCGCGCUUUUUCCAAAACCUGGAGUCAGGGGGUGUUAGACCUAGCUCUCAUCUCGCUCAGAACCGACCGGAGGGGCCGUACCGUGGCUAGGAGAUGGUCAGUUGUUGGGGGUGGAAGCCCAGGGACCCCGGGGUCCCCAGUUCGGACGGGCUCCAAGGUGGAGCCGACAAAGUGUUGUUCCCACCCCCCCCCAGCAACUUUCCCCACUUCCCGACUGAGCAUUCCCAACUUUCCCUUCUGUGAUCAGGGAAUCCUCCCCCCGUGGGCUAGGCAUUGCCCAGAGCUUGCGGAAGGCACUAACUAACCCUGCCUGCUAGCUGACGUUCGCGGCCGAGACCGUCCCUCCCCACACUCCGGAAUGGUUUUUUCCCUCCCUGCCCAUCUGUUCGGGGGCCGGCGAUUUUAAGACACUGCUGUUCGGGAGCCGUCUGCUCCACGUGCCGAAUAAAAGGUUUUCCAAGCCA